AUGGAAGCUUCAUCAAAAUCCACAAAAAAGGCAAGUCGAAAUGAUCGAAUGGGUGCUGCUGAUUCGGAUUCUGAGAAAAAGGAAAGUUACAGAAAAUACAUGGAAAGGAGAAAGUUUAAGAGGUCGGAUAGCCAGGAAAGGGCUUUGGACAAUGAAGCUGCAUAUGACUCUAAGGUAGAUGAGAGGAAAGAGGUGAAGAGAAGAAGGAAGGAGGAUAAGAAAUUACGGAAAGAGGAGAGACGCCGAAAGCGUGAACAGCGGCACCGUAGGAGGGAAGAGCGGCGUGUAAAGAAACUGAAAGCGAAGUCCAUUGAUACUGUAAUCUCGCCUUCAGAUUUUAAAAAUAAUCAGAAUGAUGCUUGUGAUUCAGAUGGCGAUGUUGCUGAGAAGAAGGAUUUUUCCUGA
This is a messenger RNA of Magnolia sinica, 405 nucleotides long. Its product is annotated as protein PXR1-like. The record is from RefSeq and is a predicted model, not a curated record. The coding region runs from base 1 to 405 and encodes 134 amino acids. NCBI's taxonomy places the organism in Eukaryota, Viridiplantae, Streptophyta, Magnoliopsida, Magnoliales, Magnoliaceae. The transcript has a single exon.